Amaranthus tricolor (Joseph's coat) is the source of this 4733-nucleotide messenger RNA. Its product is annotated as MAP3K epsilon protein kinase 1-like. Gene Ontology annotation, molecular function: ATP binding; protein serine/threonine kinase activity. Gene Ontology annotation, biological process: protein phosphorylation. The transcript is spliced from 25 exons. Gene Ontology annotation, cellular component: cytoplasm. Lineage: Eukaryota; Viridiplantae; Streptophyta; Magnoliopsida; Caryophyllales; Amaranthaceae. The record is from RefSeq and is a predicted model, not a curated record. The coding region runs from base 282 to 4403 and encodes 1373 amino acids.
UAUAAAGUAAUCAAUUUUUUUGUAAAAUAGUCGAGUUCGAUUCUGUUUAAUCUCUCUGUCUCUCGUUCCUCACUGUAUCAAUAAAAAAUAAUUUAGUAGUAUUUGUUUUCCAGGUAAUUUCCACCCAUUUUUUCUCUCUCAUCCCAUUUCUCUCAUUCUCUCUCCUCCCGGCAUUUUUCCCGGCGAUCAACUUCUUCUCGCCUGAAAAUGAAUUCUUAAGUUCUUUCAGAUCCUAAAUCCUGCAAAUUGUUCCUCUCUGUUCGAGGGAAAACAAAUCAACAAUGUCUCGUCAAAUGACUUCUGCUCAUUUUCACAAAUCCAAAACCCUCGACAACAAAUAUAUGUUGGGAGAUGAGAUAGGGAAAGGAGCAUACGGUCGAGUAUACAAGGGCUUGGAUUUGGAGAAUGGAGAUUUUGUGGCAAUUAAACAGGUCUCAUUGGAGAAUAUAGCUCAGGAGGAUCUCAACAUUAUUAUGCAAGAAAUUGAUCUUCUGAAGAACCUUAAUCACAAAAAUAUUGUAAAAUAUCUUGGAUCCCUAAAGACAAAGAGUCAUCUUCAUAUUAUACUUGAAUAUGUGGAGAAUGGAUCACUUGCAAAUAUAAUUAAGCCAAACAAGUUUGGGCCGUUUCCCGAACAACUAGUUGCUCAUUACAUUGCUCAGGUAUUAGAAGGCCUUGUUUAUCUCCACGAACAAGGAGUUAUUCAUCGUGACAUCAAGGGUGCCAAUAUAUUAACAACUAAAGAGGGACUAGUCAAACUUGCCGAUUUUGGGGUGGCUACUAAGCUAACAGAGGCAGAUGUCAAUACUCAUUCUGUUGUAGGAACUCCAUACUGGAUGGCUCCAGAGGUAAUUGAAAUGUCAGGAGUUUGUGCCGCAUCAGACAUAUGGAGUGUUGGAUGUACAGUGAUUGAACUUCUAACAUGUGUACCUCCUUAUUAUGACCUGCAACCUAUGCCUGCUCUCUUCCGUAUAGUUCAGGAUGAGCAUCCUCCAAUACCUGAUGGUCUAUCUCCAGAUAUGGCUGAUUUUUUGCGGCUGUGUUUUAAGAAGGAUGCCAGACACAGGCCUGAUGCUAAGAUGCUGCUUUCUCAUCCUUGGAUUCAAAAUUACAGGCGUACAUUGCAGCCAUCCCUUCCCGCAAGUGAUGGAAUUAGGAGCACACAAGCAGAUGCUUUGAUAGAAUCAGAAUUGUCUAAUGGAGAUGAAAUUGGUGCGACUGAAACCCAAUCUGUUGAAGAAGUUGCCAAAAGAGAGACGUUGUUGAAAGAUGAUACUGAUGCAAGUAAAGCUGAGAAUGACCAAGGGAGCAGUUGUGAUCCUUCUGAGGAAAGAAUUGGAUAUUCUGGAGAUUUAAUGGCAGAUCAAGUUCCAACGCUAGCUAUUCAUGAGAUAUCUCCUGUCGAAUCCACUUCCAUUAUGAUUUCUGCUCAUACACAACGUUCUGGGUCGGAGCACCUUAGUGACCAAGGGCAUAAGAACGACUGUGAAGAAGCUUUGGAAAACGGCGAGCUGGGAUCUCCUAAAUCUAGGACCAAAGAUGCUGCGGCUGGAAAAGUUCAAGGAAAAGGCAGUACUGUACAUAAAAUGAAUAGUUUAUUCAGUUUUGGCAUGAGAAAUCAAGAUGAGAAUGUUCUUAAGGCUGCAAAAAAGGGCUAUUCUACGGGGAAUGAGUUGAGUAAAUUCAGUGACACACCUGGGGAUGCAUCUUUGGACGAUCUAUUUCGUCCUCUUGAUAAAAAUGCCGAAGAUCGUUCUGCUGAUACUUCUGCUUCCACUUCCACAUCUCAUGCUAACCAAAGCAAUGCUGCACCUGAGUCCGGAAAGAAUGACUUGGCAACAAGGUUAAGGGCUGCUAUUGCUCAAAAACAGAUGGAGAGUGAAAUGGGUCAGUCAAAUGGAGGUAACUUACUUCAAGUUAUGAUACGGGCAUUGAAGGAAGAUGUGAUUGAUAUAGACAGCAGUUUGGUUUUUGAUGACAAGCUUCCUGGAGAAAAUCUUUUUCCACUUCAAGCUGUUGAAUUCAGCAGAUUAGUUUCAUCACUAAGGCCUGAGGAACCGGAGGAUGUGAUCGUCAAUGCUUGCCAGAAGCUUAUUGCGUUUUUUAAUCAACGUUGUGAGCAGAAAGUUGUUUUUGUCAAGCAGCAUGGUUUGCUUCCUCUCAUGGAGUUGCUUGAAGUUCCCAAACCUCGUGUUAUAUGCUCCGUCCUACAAGUCAUUAAUAAGAUAAUUAAGGAUAACACAGAUUUUCAGGAAAAUGCUUGUCAUGUUGGCUUAAUUCCUGUUGUGAUGAGUUUUGCUGUUCCUGAUCGUCCUCGGGAAGUUCGUAUGGAAGCAGCAUAUUUCCUGCAACAGCUUUGCCAAUCCAGUUCUUUGACGCUGCAAAUGUUCAUUGCUUGCCGUGGAAUACCAGUUCUGGUGGGCUUUCUGGAGGCUGAUUAUGCUAAAUACAGGGAAAUGGUUCAUCUAGCUAUAGAUGGGAUGUGGCAGGUGUUCAAACUUCAGAGAUCAACACCAAGAAAUGACUUCUGCCGGAUUGCUGCCAAAAAUGGAAUUUUACUUAGGCUUAUCAAUACGCUUCACAGUUUGAAUGAAGCAACUCGGCUCGCCUCCAUAUCUGGUGGUAGUGGACUAAAGGCAGAUGGUUCAGUUCAACGACCGCGUUCAGGUCAACUUGAUCCUAAUAACCUGGUUUUCAUUUCUAGUGAAGCGACUCAUACUGGAUCGGAACAGGCUGAUCUCAGAGGACAUUCCUCAUCUACAGUUGAUGCAGAUAAGCCUCAAUCAAGUCAUGCGACUGUUGAAUCCUCUGCUUCUUCAAGAUCAACUGAUGCUGCAGAAAAAUUUGCGAACGUUGUUAAGGAGGCCACUCGAGCUGAACUGGACCUCAGACAGCAGCGUGUUGCUGGUUCCUCCAGUAGACCUUCCACAGACAGGUCUCCGAAAUUAGAUGGUGGUUCAAAUGGACUUCCUUAUGCUGCUUCUUCUCAACAAGAACACGUUCGUCCUCUUCUUAGCUUGCUUGAAAAAGAACCUCCAUCAAGGCAUUUCUCUGGUCAGUUUGAUGUGCGUCAGUUAGCUGGCAUUGAGAAACAUGAAAGCAUUGUGCCUUUGUUGCAUGCAUCUAAUGAAAAGAAGACAAAUGGUGAACUAGAUUUUCUGAUGGCUGAAUUUGCUGAGGUUUCAGGACGUGGUAGGGACAAUGGAAAUGCUGAGACCCCUAGAAUUUCAAAUAAAUCUGCAAUCAAGAAGCUCACAUCAAUAGCUUCUAAUGAUGGAGCUGCUUCUACGUCUGGGCUUGCAUCACAGACUGCAUCAGGUGUACUCUCAGGUUCAGGGGUUUUGAAUGCAAGGCCAGGGAGUGCAACAUCAUCUGGGCUGCUUUCUCAUAUGGUCUCUGCAAUGAAUGCUGAUGUUUCUAAGGAGUAUCUUGAGAAGGUGGCAGAGCUCCUUCUUGAGUUUUCCCAAGCAGACACCACGGUGAAGUCAUACAUGUGUAAUCAAAGCUUACUUACUCGACUUUUUCAUAUGUUCAACAGGGUUGAACCCCCUAUUCUUUUGAAGCUGCUGAAGUGUAUCAACCAUUUGUCAACUGACCCCAAUUGUCUGGAGAAUCUUCAGAGGGCAGAAGCAAUCAAACAUCUUAUCCCUAACCUGGAGCUGAAGGAAGGGCCUCUUAUUUCCCAAAUUCAUCAUGAGGUUCUCAAUGCUUUGUUUAAUCUCUGCAAAAUAAAUAAGAGAAGGCAGGAGCAAGCAGCUGAAAAUGGAAUUAUCCCCCACUUAAUGAAUUUCAUCAUGUCAGAUUCUCCCUUGAAACAGUAUGCAUUGCCUUUAUUGUGUGAUAUGGCUCAUGCAUCACGUAAUUCGAGAGAACAGCUAAGAGCUCAUGGUGGAUUGGAUGUGUAUUUGAGUCUACUUGAUGAUGAGUUUUGGUCCGUGACAGCUUUAGAUUCUAUUGCGGUAUGUUUGGCACAUGACAACGACAAUAGGAAGGUUGAACAGGCUCUAUUGAAAAAGGAUGCAGUUCAGAAGCUGGUUAAGUUUUUCCAGAAUUGCCCAGAACAGCAUUUUGUUCACAUAUUGGAGCCUUUCUUGAAAAUAAUUACGAAAUCACCUCGGAUAAAUACAACGUUAGCUGUCAAUGGCUUAACACCAUUGCUUAUUGCAAAACUGGAUCACCAGGAUGCUAUAGCUCGAUUGAAUUUGCUCAAGUUAAUCAAGGCUGUUUAUGAGCAUCAUCCACGACCAAAACAAUUGAUUGUGGAAAACGAUCUUCCUCAGAAACUCCAGAAUUUAAUCGAGGAACGAAGAGAUGGACAGAGAUCUGGUGGUAGUGGCCAAGUCUUGGUAAAGCAGAUGGCCACUUCCUUACUUAAGGCACUUCAUAUCAACACAGUUUUGUAAAAUUGAGCCUUUUUAGCUAUUUUUAUUAAAUCUGUAUAUUCAAUUUUUAGGUAAUUUAUAUAAUUAAUUAUUUUCAGCUUGUAUCAGUUGAUCAUACGACAAGUAUGUGUGUAAAAAUAGGUGUGUGCUAUAGAGUUUCUACAGAAACAUUGUUCAAAUUGACUUUGUGGUUCUUUUAGGGUCCGUUUGGUUCAGUGAGCAGGAUUGGAAUAGUAUGGAACCCCAUACCAGAUUACCAGGAUGGUAUGGAUUCAGAACCCCAUACCAGACUAAAACUGUUUGGUUCAAUUCUGUAAUAGAUAUUCAAUCCAUUCACACUGUUUGGUUCAA